AUGGUCUUCUUGCUGGCUUUGCUCGUGGUCGUGGUGGUCGUGCUACUUGGGAUGAUUGAAAUGGUCAAGGUAAUUGAGAAGGUCGAGACUCAGAUCAAUCAACAAGGAUCAAGAAUGAAAAGGAGAAAUCUUACCUGGAAGAGCGAAUUGCAGCUGGUUGGGCUUCCUUACCAAUCAAGCUAUGGUCAUCAACCCUGUAUCCAACAUUAUUCAAAGAGGCAUUUACCUGCUAGUGAACCUCAUGCCACAUGUGUUGCAACUGACGAUGAGGAAAACCACUUGACUAAAACUGGCAGCCACAUUUCUAAUGAUAUUCAAAUCUCAGAAGACCUUUCAUUAAAAAAAUGUACUGAAGUCACAGAGGUAUCAGAAUACACACUUGAUCACGUUGAAAAGACGGAUUCUCAUCUGUCAGAAAUCACCAAAGAGCAUAUUUUGCAGAUCACAUCAUCUCAGAAACUGGAUGUCGAGGAUGUUGUGAAAUUACUAUCCAAUGAGAUUGAAAGUUUACCAUUUGCAACAGAAGAUGAAGGUAAGCCCUCAACUUACACUUGUACCCGUAUUCUUCAAGAAAUUGAGAUUCCUGAAACUCACGGGCCUGAAAAGAGAUGCAUGGCAGUGGCAGUGAAAAUCAUUGCAGACGUUCAAUAUGACAUGGUCAUGACAGCAUACGCCGGGUCUGAUGUUGAGAUGAUAGACUGUGGACACAUUGAAACAAUUGUCAACUAUGGUGGGGAGUGA
Melampsora larici-populina 98AG31 is the source of this 741-nucleotide messenger RNA. RefSeq lists its product as uncharacterized. NCBI's taxonomy places the organism in Eukaryota, Fungi, Basidiomycota, Pucciniomycetes, Pucciniales, Melampsoraceae. The record is from RefSeq and is a predicted model, not a curated record. The coding region runs from base 1 to 741 and encodes 246 amino acids. The transcript is spliced from 6 exons.